Molecule: messenger RNA, 4652 nt
Organism: Parasteatoda tepidariorum (common house spider)
Lineage: Eukaryota; Metazoa; Arthropoda; Arachnida; Araneae; Theridiidae
Cellular component (GO): cytoplasm
Source: RefSeq, a predicted model, not a curated record
UAAAAUAAAUAAAUGGCAACACCAUUUAUAAGCUAUCUCUUGGCUAUAAUUUCGCGACUGUUCUGUGAUCUCCGGUAUUUCUUAAAUCUUAAACUAAAAUUUAUCAUUAUUUCUGAAAGAAAGAUUAUUUUAGCUUUAUAAUUUAUUGGAACUAAUAAAACUAUUGUAAUUUUGUGUUUUUACAUUAUGGCUCGGAAGGGAGGCACAAAGGAAGGUUUCUCUCACGAUUCUUCUAUAAGUAUGCCCUCUGAACAAAGAACUAGUGAAUCAACAAAGCAAAAAAUUUCAAGGAUACAUGAUACUUUUCCUGAAACUAAGAAGGAAACUAUUGCUAAAAUUCUUCAGUUUUAUGAUGAUGAUGAAAAUAAAGCCAUAGAUGCAAUAACUAGAGAUGGAGGCCGGGAAGCUUUAAGUCAUUUAGCUGAAACUGGAAGCCUAAAAAACAAGAACAAUAAAAACAAAAAGAAGAAAAAGAAGCCCAAGAAGGAUGUAGGUGGAAUUACUGCUACUGCUUCAUUUGAUGCUGAUGAUAGCUCUAGUCUUCAUAGUAGUGGAAAUGUUGAUGCUGAUAUUGAAAAAGAAUGCCAGCGAGUUGAAAAUGGAAAUGGUUUUCUCCCUGAUGCUGUUGAUGAAAUAGAAAGUGUAAAUUCAACUCAUACCAAUCAUGAGAGGUUACAGGAUUCUGAACCUCUGAGCUUGAAUCUUGACACAAGAUCAGCAGCCAGCACGCCAGAUCAAGAACUGACCCAGUCACUUCCAUUAUCUGGUUAUGAAAAACCUAAUCCACUUGGUAGCAAGCAAGAGCCAGAAAACAUACCUUGUAAUUCUCCUCUUUCUGAUAAUUCAGAUAAACAUGAUGAGCUGGAUAAAAUUAAAAAUAGAGCAGCCAAUGAACAACAUUAUAAACAAUCUCUUAGGCAGAGGACGAGCAGUUUCCGACGUAGUAAAACCUCAUCACUAUCUGAAGAUUCAUCUAGUCAGUAUAGUUCUCAAAAUGCUGCUGCUAAAAGAGGAAUUGAUAGGUGUAAAAAAGAUUUAAAUAGACAAGCUAUCUCUCUUCAAAGGAUACAUUCUCAAGUUGAGAAAGGUUUAGAAGAAUCUGCUAAAAAAAUAAAAAAUGUGUUUGGUGAUUUACAAAAGCAACUAGAAAAUAGAAAGAAAGAAGUAGAAGCAGAGUUAGAGAAACGUAAAGUUGAAGCUCUAAACCUUAUCAAAAGUAGGCAAGAUUUAGCAGUUGAGCUGAAGAGACGUGUUGAUCGCUCUCCUUCUAUGACAGACAAUGAAUGGAAUGAACUUAGAUCUGAUAUUAAAUUGUUUGUCACAGAACGAAAGUAUGAUGAUGAUCUUGGUAAAACAAUUUGGUUCCAAUGGACAGAUAUAUCAGAUAGUAUCAAGAGCUUUGGAGAAGUUCAACCUGUGAAGAAUGUGUACAGUCAGCGAUCUAAUUCUGUUUUGGCUAGUUGUGAAAAUCCUCAAAACAACCCUGAACCUAGUCCUUCAUCUUCUCUCGCUAAUGAAGAUAUAAAUGACAGUACUGGUAAAAAUGAUGUUGCAGUGAUAUCUGAUACUGUAGAAGAUGAAACUCUAGCAGGAACCAAAGAAGAAACACCCUCUGCGAAUAAGCCUAAAGCUAAUGAAAAUCGAACGUAUGGCCGUGUGUAUUCCAAUAGACGUUUUGGACGAUUCAAUCCUCAUUUCCAGUCUAAUCGUGGCUAUAGAGGCAACAGAGGUGGGAGUGGCUACUCACGACCCAAUUACAACAACAGAAAUAAUUAUCAAGGGCCUCACAGAUACUACGAUGAUCAUCGUAACUAUUCACACCAAGAUAACAGAGAUGGAAGAAUUAACGAAAAUCAAGCGUAUUCUAGUAACGAAAGAAACAUGAACAACAAUUAUAAAGAUAACAAAAGUGAUAGAAAUCCAGGAAGAGGACAGCAUUCAAAUAUGAGAUAUCAACAGCAUAAUCGAUUCAGGGAUCAGCAUCAAGGUCAUCGACAAAAUGUCGAUAAUACUUUUGCCGAUCCACCUGCAAAGUCUUCAGAAGCUAGCGUAUCUGCUAAACCGGCUGCCCUAAACGGAAUUGACAACAAUUAAAUAUAUUUUUCUUCAUUCUACCCUUUUUGAUUUCUCUUCCCCUCCCUCAACUCUGGUUAAGGUUACACCUUCAAUAGUUAACUACUUUAUUUUGGUUAAGUUAGGAACUGCUGAUGUUCUUGGAAGUUCUUCUGAAAAAUAAGUUCUGCAGAGCAGGUAGCUUAUGUAUCGGAUUUUUACCAAACUUUCCCAUUAUUUAUUCUUUGAAUAUUUUCAUUUCCUUUUCAAAUUAGAAAAGGUAAUAAUUUACUUUAAGUUUUUUUGUGUACUGAUUCAAGUAUUCACCAGCAUUAAUUAUAUCCUUAGAGGUGCAAUUUAAAUUUUGUUAGUCUGUAUCUACAUACAUUAAGUAGAUAGUUUUGUCUAAUAAUUGUGACUUUUUUACUAUGUUAAAAAGUCCAUUAUAAAGUUCGUCUCUUAUUAUAAUAUAGCUAAUUCUGUUUUUUUUUUAAAAGAAAAUUAAAUAGUAUGAGUUGAAUGGUUGUUGAUUUAUUAUCUUUAUAGUUUGAAGCAGUUCUGACUGGAAUUUACGUGUUCCUUUGAGUCAAAGUGCCAAAGGCCAAAAAGUGGCUUUUAUUUUGGAACUUGUGUAAUAAAAAGUUUCAAUGUUGUGCCUUAUUGUAUAUGCAUUACUCAUUAAUGAUGCACAUUUUUAGAAGUUUUCCUUUCUUCUGCUAUUUGUUAUUAGCCAUUUAAACCUUGUCAAAAUGUAUUGAACCAGUUAAGAUUGAAUUCCUAAGUGUAAAUUUCAACUAAUUUUUGUUCAGGUUGAAUAAUCUAGUCUAGAUUUAAGUUUGUGCUUUUUUUAUUUUUGUGUUGCUGUUAGCCAUUUUAGAAAAUAUUUUCAUAAAUUUUGAGAUUUAUAUGUUCAUAGAAGUACGCAAGAAUAAAAUUAAAAACAAUGAUAUGUGGAACUUAAAUCUAAGUGAAACAUUUAUUACUUAUAAUCCUAAUAGCAAAUAUCUUCCUGCACAUCAUCGAACUGCAGUUUAUUAAAACAUCUGCACUUUAUUUCUUUUUUAUCUCAGAUUUAAAUAUAAUAAUAAUCAUAGCACCUGAUUUUUUUAUUUAUUUGGGAAGAAAAACAAAGCCUUAAAAUAAUGAGAAAAACAGUAAUUAUUUUUAAUUCCUAAACUUACUCAAAUUACUAAGUGUUUCAGGUCUUUAUCAAAUUUUGUUUGUCAAUCUGUAGAUAUCUAAACAAAAGAAAAGUGAUAUCUUUCACAAAUUCCAACUAAUAAUCUUUUAACUAGAAUUUUAAAAAAUAGAAAAUUCAGAAAAUAAAUUUUUAGUUUCUGUAAACUCUUAAUUGCUUGUAUAUUGAGUGUACAGGGAGUUAGUACUAUUUUCUAAAUUUUCAUUUGUUUGAAAUUUAAUAAUUUUUUUUUAUAACUAAAAUAAUAAUUUGUGUACAUUUUUACGCAUGUUAGAUUAAACCUUAUUUUUACUAUAAUACUAUGUCUGACUGUGCUAAGUUUUUUUUGCAACUAGGUUUGCUCUGUAAAUUCUGCUAACGGUUGCAUGGUUAAAAUAUUGAUCCUAUUAUUUCUUAUCCAAACAAUUGUUUUAAAUGUAUUAAUUCCUAAUUUAAACUUCAAUUAUUCAGGUUGAAUAUUCUAGUCCAAGAUUAAGUUUAAGAGAUUUGAUUUUUGUAUUCUUAUUAGCUAGUUUAAAAAAAAAUUAUUUUUUGAAAUUAUUAUGAACGUUCCUUAAAUUAUGCAUGGAAUGAAAUCAAAAGCAAAAUAUGAUAUGUGGAACCUACAAAACAUUUACCAUGUAUUUAAUUUAUUAAAUACAAAAUUUAUUAAAAUUAUGAAUUAUUUAAAAUCUCAAUUUCUUGUUUUUAUACCAAUCACAUGCUUAAGAUAAAAUGUUUAUAAUUGUAUUAUAAUAUUUUGUUAUUUGUUUUUAAAAGUUUAAGAAAACAUUUUAUUAAAUCUUAAUCUGGUUCUUUCUUUCUGCUUGCAUGCUUAGUUUUCGGUUAUUUGGAGCACUUCGAUAUCUACGUAAAUGUGAGGAUUAUCUUUUAUUUUGUACAUUUGUGCCUUCAAAUCAAAGAGCUCUUCUGUAUGUUGCGUUUGUCAAGCCUUAGACGGCCAUAUAUAAUAAAACAUUAAUCUAUUCGUAGUAUUGCCAGAAAAAUAGCUGACAUUCAUGUAUUUCAAUGCUUAUAACCUCCAAAACAUCGCUGUAAUCUAACUUAUAAUCCCACUUGUAAAAUGUAUAUAUUGUACUUUUUUUUCCCUUUCAAUUAUUAGCUGUGCAAUAUGUAGUGCAUGUUGUGUGCUUUAGUGUUUUUUGCAGCCUUUGAUUAAUGGGACCAUUUUUUUCCGUGCCCUUCAAACUUUGGCAUGUUUUUUGAGAUCCUCAUGUAUGUUUAACUAGUUGUGAAAUUAUUCUUCAGAAAUCACUCCUCUUUUGUGAAUAGUGCUUUUUUUCUCCUGUGAUUUGCCUCUGUGUAAUUCCUGUAUCAUACCGUUAGAAUUUCAUGUGUAUAUAUAAUUGUAUAUAUAUAGUACACGUGCUUGUUAAUAAAGGCAUUUUUCAUAUCUUGAAAA